AAUUCCGGCCUCCAGGAGCCAGUUUAAGAAAAAGUGACUUUGCUGAGCACUGCCAGCUAAGAUGGGAAUGAUGAGAGAUGGGCGUGCGAUUGAGUGUAGGGCUUCCCGGGCGCACGUGGGAAACUCCAAAAGGGGGCGGGGCUUAGGGCUGUUGCAGCCAAGGGAGGCGGGUUCCACCGAGGGUCGGUUCGUGUGUCGGGGCCCGUCUCGGCUUGCGCGUGCGCAAUGCGAACCUCGCCCUGCGCUGCUUUGUGCUGCAACAUGGAAUUCCGCUCCGCGCAGCGAGCAAUCCUGCAGCUGCUCCGUAGGGUGGCUCCGGCGGACCUCGCAGCGCUGCUCGAGUGGAUGCGAACUACCCGAGAUUUUGAUGAAUUCACUCAAGAUAAUAAUGACAUUAUGUUGAAAAACAUAGCAGAAGACCUUCGGAAUUCCUUACCUCUAGACACCAUGCUUUCCUCAGAACAUCUAGCCCUCCAAAAAAUACAGCAGCAGCCGGAACCCACAGUUCACGUUGAUGCAUUCCUUUAUGAUGAAGACUUUAUUGAUUCAUUAUGUGAGGAAGGAAAAAUGAGCAGAAACUACUGUAUGGUGUGUGGCUCACACCAGACGGCACCUUUAGGAUUUAUUUCUCACUCCUUCUCUCUCAUGGAAUUGAAGUUCAUUUAUCAGCACGUACUCCCUGAUCUGUCGGGAAAGGUCUUGGUUGACGUUGGCUCCAGGCUUGGCACAGUCCUUUAUGGGGGUUAUCUUUACAGUUCAGCAUUGCAACUAUAUGGAGUAGAAUUGAAUGGAGACUUUUGCCAGUUGCAGGAAAUGGUCAUAAAAAAAUACCAGUUCACUGACAGAAUAAAGGUGCUUCAUGCAGACAUCUGUACCCAGGGUUCCCUUCUGCAAAAUGCUGACGUGAUUAUAAUGAAUAAUGUCUUCGAAUAUUUUCUUGAUGAGGCAGAACAGGCCAGAGCCUGGGAGUAUAUCAGCCGUCAUGUAAGGAAACAAGGAUCAUUAUUAGUAACAGUACCAAGUCUUGAAGAUUCUCUCUCAGGUCUUCAGGUUAAUAUACAGUUAUCUCCCUGGGUUGAAGAGGUACCGCUGAACUAUGAUGUGUACUCGGAAAAGGAUAUUGACAGGGAAGCUCUUGAACAAAUACAUUUAUAUAAGAUUCUCUAGCACUAAAAUAGUCCUACCUCAGUGUAAUGUUUUGUUGAGUAUAUUGCAAAAUAGUGAAAAAAAAACAUAACCCGAAAACCCUAACACAUAUUUAUGUUUACAUAUUUGUAAGUAGUUAUAUAUGUACAUAUACAACUUUGUUAGCUUUGUGUGAUAAUUUGAUUAAAAUAUUU
Molecule: messenger RNA, 1340 nt
Organism: Ceratotherium simum simum (southern white rhinoceros)
Lineage: Eukaryota; Metazoa; Chordata; Mammalia; Perissodactyla; Rhinocerotidae
Molecular function (GO): S-adenosylmethionine-dependent methyltransferase activity
Source: RefSeq, a predicted model, not a curated record